Molecule: messenger RNA, 5527 nt
Organism: Ictidomys tridecemlineatus (thirteen-lined ground squirrel)
Lineage: Eukaryota; Metazoa; Chordata; Mammalia; Rodentia; Sciuridae
Gene: Pcdh20
Product: protocadherin 20
Biological process (GO): homophilic cell-cell adhesion
Cellular component (GO): plasma membrane
Molecular function (GO): calcium ion binding
Source: RefSeq, a predicted model, not a curated record
AUGGCAAAGCAGGCUUUCGGGGGCAUAGCGCCUGUGAUUGCUCUGUGGAUCUGACUUCCUCUCUCUCUUGAAUUCAGAUACAAAUGCAGACUUAUUUCUUUUAAUUCUCCUACUCUUGCUAGCAACCUGUGGACUUGAGAUCUAACUGGUGCAAGGAGGUAAGCUUGUGGGCAGCACUCCAGUGCCCGAUCCUGUGACACCUCGACGCAGUCUUCAGAGGCAAGUCCCCCAAUUCAGCUCCUUUGGCAGGUUCCGGACGUAUUCGCGUCCAGGACUAGAAACCAUAAAUGUGCCCUUCUGCCCCUCGCCUUUCUGCCCGCCUUAGUUUCCGUCCUUAAUUGACAAGCCAGUGACUAUUGGCUGAAGUUCCCCAGCGAUUUGCAUGAACGGAGAGGGAGUGUCUUCUGCCACCCUCCCUUCAGGAGCGCGUUGACUGCAGCCUCCCUGGGAAUGCGCGGCCAAGGGAAUGCGCGCAGCUCGCCGGCCCUGGCAGUGAGCUGGCGCCCAGCGACCUGGCACCCGCGCCUGGAUAUGGGGCAUCUACAUCGUCCCAGGAGCAGCACCAGCCACAGGAACCUACCGCAUGUGUUCCUGUUUUUUCUCUUCGUGGGACCCUUCAACUGCCUCGCGAGUUACAGCCGAGCCACGGAGCUUCUGUACAGCUUGAACGAAGGACUGCCGGCGGGAGUGCUCAUCGGCAGCCUGGCUGAGGACCUGAGGCUGGUACCCCGGGCUACAGGGAGACAGAAUCAGCAGUCCCUGCCAGAGUAUGCCAGCUCGAGCGCUGAGUGGAAUCCCCCUCUCUCUUUCAGCCUGGCCUCUGGGGGACUAAGUGGCCAGUAUGUGACCCUAGACAACCGUUCUGGGGAGUUGCACACUUCUGCACUGGAGAUAGACAGAGAAGCCCUGUGUCUUGAAGGGGGUGGAGGAGCUGCCUGGGGUGGCAGCAUUUCCAUCUCCUCUCCUUCUUCUGACUCUUGCCUUUUGCUUCUGGAUGUGCUAGUUCUGCCUCAGGAAUACUUCAGGUUUGUGAAGGUGAAAAUUGCCAUCAGGGAUAUUAAUGACAAUGCUCCACAGUUCCCUGUUUCCCAAAUCUCAGUUUGGGUCCCAGAAAAUGCACCUGUAAACACCAGGUUGGCCAUAGAGCAUCCUGCCGUGGACCCAGAUGUAGGCACUAAUGGGGUGCAGACUUAUCGCUUGUUGGACUACCAUGGCAUGUUCACCCUGGAUGUGGAGGAGAAUGAGAAUGGGGAGCGUACCCCCUACCUAAUUGUCAUGGGUGCAUUGGACAGGGAAACCCAGGACCAGUAUGUGAGCAUCAUAAUAGCCGAAGAUGGUGGGUCUCCACCACUGUUGGGCAGUGCCACUCUCACCAUUGGCAUAAGUGACAUUAAUGACAAUUGCCCUCUCUUCAUAGAUUCACAAAUCAAUAUCACUGUAUAUGGGAAUGCUACAGUUGGCACUCCAAUUGCAGCUGUUCAGGCUGUGGACAGAGAUUUGGGUACCAAUGCUCUGAUUACCUAUAGUUAUAGCCAGAAAGUUCCACAAGCAUCCAAGGAUUUAUUCCAUCUGGACGAAGCUACAGGGGUCAUUAAACUUUUCAGCAAGAUUGGAGGAAAUGUUCUACAAACUCACAAACUCACCAUCCUUGCUAAUGGACCAGGCUGUAUUCCUGCUGUGAUCACUGCUUUAGUGUCUAUUAUCAAAGUCAUUUUUAGACCACCUGAAAUUGUCCCACGUUAUAUAGCAAAUGAGGUAGAUGGAAUUGUUUAUCUGAAAGAACUGGAACCUGUUAACACUCCAAUUGCAUUUUUUACCAUAAGAGAUCCAGAAGGUAAAUACAAGGUUAACUGCUACCUGGAUGGUGAAGGGCCAUUUAAGUUGUCACCCUACAAACCGUACAAUAAUGAAUAUUUGCUAGAGACCUCAAAACCUAUGGACUAUGAGAUGCAGCAGUUCUACGAAAUAGCUGUGGUGGCCUGGAACUCAGAGGGAUUUCAUGUCAAAAGAAUCAUUAAAGUGCAACUUUUAGAUGACAAUGAUAAUGCUCCUGUUUUCCUUCAGCCCUUGAUAGAGCUUACUAUUGAAGAAAAUAAUGCACCCAAUGCCUUUUUGACUAAGCUGUAUGCUACAGAUGCUGACAGUGGAGAGAGAGGCCAAGUUUCCUAUUUCCUGGGACCUGAUGCUCCAUCAUAUUUUUCCUUAGACAGUGUUACAGGAAUCCUGACAGUUUCUACUCAGCUGGACCGAGAAGAGAAAGAAAAGUACAGGUACACUGUCAGAGCUGUUGACUGUGGGAAGCCACCCAGAGAAUCAGUAGCCACUGUGACUCUUACAGUUUUGGAUAAAAAUGACAACAGUCCUCGGUUUAUCAACAAGGACUUCAGCUUCUUUGUGCCAGAAAACUUUCCCGGAUAUGGUGAAAUUGGAGUAAUAAGUGUAACAGAUGCUGAUGCUGGGCGAAAUGGAUGGGUUGCCCUCUCCGUGGUGAACCAGAGUGACAUCUUUGUCAUAGAUACAGGGAAGGGCAUGCUGAGGGCUAAAGUCUCUUUGGACAGAGAGCAGCAAAGCUCCUAUACUUUGUGGGUUGAAGCUGUUGACGGGGGUGAGCCUGCCCUCUCCUCUACCACAAAAAUCACAAUUCUCCUUCUAGAUAUCAAUGACAAUCCUCCUCUUGUUUUAUUUCCUCAAUCUAAUAUGUCUUAUCUGUUGGUACUGCCUUCUACUCUCCCUGGCUCCCCAGUUACAGAGGUCUAUGCUGUUGACAAAGAUACAGGCAUGAAUGCUGUCAUAGCUUACAGCAUCAUAGGGAGAAGAGGCCCUAGGCCUGAGUCCUUUAGGAUUGAUCCUAAAACUGGCAACAUUACAUUGGAAGAGGCAUUGCUGCAGACAGAUUAUGGACUGCAUCGCUUACUGGUGAAAGUGAGUGAUCAUGGUUAUCCUGAGCCUCUCCAUUCCACCGUCAUGGUGAACCUAUUUGUCAAUGACACUGUCAGUAAUGAGAGCUACAUUGAGAGUCUUUUAAGAAAAGAACCAGAAAUCAAUAUAGAGGAGAAAGAACCACAAAUCUCAAUAGAACCAACUCAUAGGAAGGUAGAAUCUGUGUCCUGUAUGCCCACAUUAGUAGCUCUGUCUGUCAUAAGCUUGAGUUCUAUCACACUAGUUACAGGGAUGGGCAUAUAUAUCUGCUUGAGGAAGGGGAAAAAACACAGAGAAGAUGAAAAUUUGGAAGUACAAAUUCCUCUAAAAGGAAAAAUUGACUUGCAUCUGAGAGAGAGAAAACCAAUGGAUAUUUCUAAUAUUUAAUAUUUCAUUGUGGAUUAACAGAGAGCUGUUUUAACUGACUUUGGAUAGUUUUCUUUGCCUACACAAGAAUAUAUUGAUGGCAGUUCCAAUGAAGGAUGACUAAUUUAUAACUUAUAUUGUAAAUAGCUGUUUACAGGUUUUUAAAUUCAAAUUCAGAGUUAUAAAAUGUGUACAGCAUUUUUAAAUGAAAAUUAGUACUAACAGCUAUAGAAUUGUUAUUUAUAAUACAGCUUGGACAUGAUUUGCAGCUUUCAUACACCAAGCAAAUGAUUGAUAAAACCUGGGAAGUAAGGUAAGAAAAAUGAUACUUUUUUUUUUUUUUCAUCUAAAAGUCUUUUCACCACAAGAGGGCAUGAGCUGCUCCUUUGCAGGGAACUGUUUGAGGUAUUGUACAUGACAGUUGUUGUACAUGAAAUUAAUGAGAGAGUAUAUUUUAAAUAUGUUUUUAACAUUAAAUAAAUGUAAAAUUACAUUGAAUUUUGCCCUAAUUAAAUAUAUGCUAUGAAAGAAAAUAAAUGUACUUAGAAUGUUUAUUACCUCAUAGGUACAUCAUGUAUAGUUUGAAAGAGAAGGCAUUAAAAAGAAGUGCAAUUCCUUCUUAGCAAGGAUAAAAACAUUGCCAUGUGUUUGGACUGGUGAAGAGUAUUUUACUUUCUGUGUACUCAAAUUGCUUUCUGUUUGCUUUACCAUGAGACUUGCUAUGAUUACAGGGGAAAAUAUAUGUAUCCUUCUUUACAGAAAAUGUAAUUAGAAAUUGUGCUCCCCCCAAAACAGCCAGAAGCAAAUAAAGGUCUCAAUCCUUAUUUGCUUUUUAGUGUUCAUGACAUUUUAGUGCUUUCAAUAUUUGUCAGUAGUAAUUUGUACUUGGUUAUACAUUAGAUUUUUAUAUGCUUAAACUCAUCUAUCACAUAAGAAAACAAAAAGCACAUUAAAACCAAAUUAUUCUAGAAGCUAGUCUGUGCUACUGGUUGUUUUAGUUGGGCAUUUAUAUGAAAGUUAUACUUUCCUUUUAUUGUUUAGGUUGUUGGCUACCAUUUCUGGCUUCCUUUCUUUGGCUUUGGAUUAGAUCCAAGAGUUUAUUUGUAAGCCCAGCAGCCGAUUCCUUUGAUAAUUUAGCUUUUUCUGAAUGUUUUGCAAUGAAGAAAACUGGUCCAUCACUGGAUUUAUCACUUUUGCUUCAUUGUAUGAGCUGGAAAUUUUAUUUUAUCUGAGCACUAUAACAAAAUCUGUAUAAACAAGGAAUGUGUUAGCUUAAACUGGAUCAUCUUACUUUUUUGCAUCAUGUGUCUGUAUUGUACCAAAAGUGUUUAUAUGUCUGCAAAUUAAAGGUAUAUAUUUUCAUAAUUUCUUUCUCAUUUUUACCAUUUUAUAUUUGAACAUGGGCUUGUUCUUUUACUGAAGUGCCUAUAUUGGCAUCAGUUUGGCUUUAGGGUUAAAUAUGGGUAAACUAGUAUUCUGUGCUAAAGUUUAUCUUAAACUAAUUCAUUACUAAAUUGAACACUGGGUAAGUUAGUAAGUUUAGGUGUAUAGAAAUAGACAGCAGAGAGUCUGACUAUAUGUUUCAUGUAAGUUCAUGAAAAUUUUACACCCUUUCAUAUACAUAUGCAUAUUAAUUUAUUAUAGAUUUAAUAUUAAUUAUAAACUUUCCUUCUGUCACAUACUUACAGCAAAUCUUUCAUUUCCUGUGUUUCAUUAGCUUUCAAUAGUUUCUCAAAGUAAAAAUACACUGAAAAUGAUAAUUUAAUGCAAAUCCCAAGGACCAUUUGAAUUUGUAUUAAUUCAUUUUUCUUGUUUACUUCAACUUGAGAAUUUGAAUAAAUAAAAAUAAGCAUAUGAGGCAGUAGUGUUUGUUACAAAAAUAAAUAUAUUUUUAUCAUGAAUUACUUUUGUAUGUGAAGUACUUGAGCUAAGAGACUAAGAUCAUUUAACCCACAAAACUUUUCAUUCAUACUUGAUAUAUUGCAGUAGAGAAAACCAUACUUUUUCAAUCAUAUUUUACUUCUUGCGUUUUUUUAAGGAAGAAGCUACAUGAGAUACAAGUAGUGUGGUUAAUAAAAAAUAAACUCUGCAUAAGUGCAAUGACUUUUACUAUCAGUGUAAAUUAUUUAAAAAAUUCUAUUCUUUUCUAAAUUUGAAGAAGAUUCAUAUGUUGUGGGGUAUGAACUUCAUCUCCAGCAUGAAUAAUGUUUGUAACUUUAAUAAAACGAUGUAUUUCUUAAUA